ACCGAACCCCUCACUGAACACUUCACCGAAUCCCUCACCGAACACUUCACUGAACACCUCUCCAAAGAGCAAUACACCUACUGUUCCUUCAGUUAGCACCAGUAUGAUCACAGGUAUCUAGCUAUCUAUCUAUCCAUCCAUCCAUCCAGUCAGUCAGUCAGUAUUUAUUUUAUGUUAACAAUGCCUAACUUGAUCCCUGCAUUGUAUUUUGUCUAUAGCUUCAAGCAAUAGCUCAUUAAUGGGAAAUGACACAGUGCUGCUCUCCUGUCCAGAAUUUACUUGCACUACAAAUUGUUACACCCAGUUCAUGAAUGAGACGGCAAAUCUGUGCCCAUCCAAUGAUUACUCCUGCGAGUUAACAAAACAGGACACAAGUUAUUCUGUCAACUGCAGUGCCUCAUGUGGCGUGUCCUGUGGGAAUGCGACUCUCAAUAAUUGCUCUGUGGACUGUUGCAACACAACCAACUGCCUCAACACCACUCUGUUUGCCAUGACUAAUUCAGCCACUACAACAGCUACAACAAAAGCCACUACAACAACCACAACCAUUAAAGUCACAGUUGCACCAACUCAAGCAAAUAACGGCAAGAAGUGUCAUAAUUUCACUUGUAAUGGGGUAUCGUGUUUCACCGGCUUUACCAACACCAUCAUGAUGUGUCCAAUUACUCAAGAUUACUGCAUGCUAAAAAAGACAACUUCCACAAAUGGAGAAACUUGGCAGGGCAGUUGCAGUACAGAUUGCAGAUUGCAGCAAUCUUGCACAGCCUCAGUCAUUCCUUGCUACUUGGAGUGCUGCAACGCCUCGACUACCAACUCCUGCCUCAAACUAUCAGGUCAAUUGAACAUGCCCAGCUCCGCCACCUGGGGUCCUCACUCUUCUGCACUGCUCAUGGCCUCUUUACUGCUCCUCUUGAUACUGAGAGCCCUUGCUUGAGGGUAACAGUCACAUUUACGAAGCAAUUCAGGGAAGAGCCAUUUUCAGUUUACCACUUGAUAAUUUUGUGAUUGAAAAUCUAAUUUACACCUGGAAAUAAAAAGAAAGCUUAGAAUUUAAAACAAAGCAAUGUUACGACAUAAAAUGAAAAAUUAAGAUUCUGCACUUUUUUUACAGGCUACUAAUCAAAUAAGCAAAUUUGUGGAAAACAUUGUGGGGAAAAAAAAGUUUUUCAACUUUCACAAUUUGUAAUGAUUUUUGUUUUCUUAAAUUAGAAAAAUGCAAAAUAUUACAUUUUUGUUUACUAUGGUCUCAAACUCUAAUGGCAUAUAUACUAAAAAUACUUCUGAGAUUUCCCAUGAGAGUCUUGGAAUCCAAAUUCUGAUAUUUCAUUAUUUUAUGACAGCAAUAACAAAUUGCUUGUACAAUCAGGCAGAUUUGUGUCAAGUGUGUCACCCUGUGUACACUCAAAAUAAUAUGAACAAACAAGUUAAUGCCAAUUAAAUAAAGGAGUAUGCACUUUACGCAUCUAAAUAGAUAUUCGACAGUUGUAAUAUUUUUAAUACAUUUAUAUACUGGUCACAUGAAAGCCUAUAUAUCCCUAGGCACAAAAACAGAAAGCUUUAUUUUUGCAGAGAACAAUGUUUAUUGAAAUAUAAGUGUACAGAUAUAUGAGAAUUAUCUAAUUUUAUUAAAGAACUAGUGAUAACAUCUGAUUUCAGAAUUUCUGUCUAUUGCAUGUUCAGAUACUAAUUUCCAUUGAAACUAGAAGCUAUUUUCAAAAUAUUAUCAUUGAUCAUUUAAUAAAUGUUGUUAUAUAUAUAAGGGUUACAUUAUAUGUAUUUCUCUGCAAUGCUUUCAUCUGAAAAUAAUGAAAUAAUGGUAUAUAGUCACAUGAGAUGGUAAUCAGUUUCAGCCUUAUAAAUGUGACAGAUGUGAAUAAUUGCUUUUUAAAUGAUUAAAUAAAUGCUUUAUCUUCUCAGGACCCAGUCUAGCAUUUAUUUGAAUGUGCACUUGUACAUUUUGUUGUUGUAACACAGUUCAAUGGAAAGGAGGAGUCGAGAACCGGCUUGGCAGUAUAAAUGAUAAUUUAAUGAUAACCUUAACCAAAAAGACAAAUACACACACAGGUAUCGGGCAGCUGCCCGUAACUCUCUC
Molecule: messenger RNA, 2092 nt
Organism: Myxocyprinus asiaticus (Chinese sucker)
Lineage: Eukaryota; Metazoa; Chordata; Actinopteri; Cypriniformes; Catostomidae
Exons: 6
Coding region: 239-934 (231 amino acids)
Source: RefSeq, a predicted model, not a curated record